Messenger RNA from Dentiscutata erythropus, 1070 nucleotides. Lineage: Eukaryota; Fungi; Glomeromycota; Glomeromycetes; Diversisporales; Gigasporaceae. The record is from the annotation of a GenBank genome assembly.
AUGCCUGCCCACGAUGAUGAAAAAGAGAAUAUGGAUAAUACUGAAGUUCUUGAUGAAAAGCCACGCCGUAUUAUAUUAGGGCUUAUCGCCCAGAUACGUAAAGGAACUGAAUUGCAUAGAAUUGCACUACCGGCAUUUGUUUUGGAACCAAGAAGCAUGUUAGAAAGAAUCACUGAUUUUAUGAGUCAUUCAGAUCUAAUUUUAAGGGCACCAAAGCAAGAAAACAAUGUCCAACGAUUUAUAAGUGUUGUACGGUAUUAUUUAUCCGGGUGGCAUGUAAAACCCAAGGGAGUUAAAAAAUCCUAUAAUCCAGUAUUGGGUGAGUUCUUUCGUUCACGGUGGAAAUUUUCUGAUAACACUGAAGCACUAUAUAUAGCGGAACAAGUAUCACAUCAUCCUCCCGUUUCUGCAUACUAUUUUGCAAGUCCGGAGAACGAUCUAUUAAUUUAUGGUACUUUACGACCGAAAUCUAAAUUCUUGGGGAAUAGUGCAGCGACGUUAAUGCACGGUGAAACAAAACUUCAUUUUACUAACCGUCCUGGUGAAGUUUAUCGAAUUACCAUGCCAAAUUUCUAUGCUCGUGGUAUACUAUUCGGAAGAAUGGUGAUGGAAUUAGGUGAUAAGACAACUAUCCUUUGUGAGAAAACUGAUUUACUUUGUGAAAUGACCUUUCAAACAAAGGGAUAUUUCACUGGAACUUACAAUGCUGUUCAUGGAAAGAUAAUGCGUGAAUCAACGGGAGAAGUUCUUUUUGAAAUUACUGGGAAAUGGUCCGAUAUUAUGUACAUUACUAACUUAAAGACUGGAAAAGGUGAAGUUUUGUUUAAUGCUCUUGAAUCCUCAGUAUGUCAAAAAAUUGUUGAUUCAGAGGAUAAGCAACACGAAAGAGAGUCUCGCCGAUUAUGGUCAAAAGUAACUAGCGCACUAUUAGAAAAAAAUUAUGAUCUUGCUUCGCAGGAGAAGUGUUUAGUUGAGGAAAAACAACGUAAAGAUACAAAAGUUUUGGAAGAGGAAUGGAAACCAAAAUAUUUUACUCGAAAUGGCAGUGAAUAUCUUUUCAAUAAUAUGCA